GAGAGUGAUAAACGAGAUGCAACGGUUACAAUGAAUCCGAUGCACACACGGCUCGGAACGUUAUCCUCGCCUCGUCCACCAGCCCGUGCUUCCCCGGCGGUGUGACACGUGUCUCCUCCGAAGCUUCGCAAAACGCAAGGAUAAGCUGGAGCUUUUUAGAUAAAUAGUCAUUCAUCUUUGCUGCCAAUAGCUAAAGACAUCCAUCUCAUUCCCAAUUGAGGACCAUUGGUGCAGCGAGAGAGACCCACAGGGGAGAGAGAGAGAGAGAGAGAGAGAGAGAGAGAGAGAGAGAUCAAAGCCUUUGAUCAUGGAUCAUGCGGCCGAUGCUCACCGUACUGAUCUGAUGACCAUCACGAGGUACGUCCUCAACGAGCAAUCUCGCCACCCUGAGUCCCGCGGCGACUUCUCCAUCCUCCUCAGCCACAUCGUCCUCGGUUGCAAGUUUGUUUGCUCCGCUGUUAAUAAGGCUGGGCUCGCGAAGCUCAUAGGGCUUGCAGGGGAGACAAAUAUCCAGGGAGAAGAGCAGAAGAAGCUGGAUGUGCUCUCCAAUGAGGUCUUCGUCAAGGCUUUGGUUAGCAGUGGCCGGACUUGCAUUCUUGUGUCUGAAGAGGAUGAGGAGGCAACUUUUGUGGAUCCAACUCUGCGUGGAAGGUACUGUGUUGUUUUUGAUCCUCUUGAUGGUUCUUCUAACAUCGAUUGUGGUGUUUCCAUUGGAACGAUAUUCGGCAUUUACAUGGCACAAGAUAAAGAUAAGGCAUCUCUUGAUGACGUCCUGCAACCAGGAAAGAACAUGUUAGCAGCUGGAUAUUGCAUGUAUGGGAGUUCCUGUGCGUUUGUAUUGAGUACAGGCAAUGGUGUUAACGGAUUCACUCUCGAUCCGUCUCUUGGGGAGUUCAUACUGACUCACCCAGAUAUCAAAAUACCGAAGAAAGGAAAGAUAUAUUCGGUUAAUGAAGGGAAUGCCAAAAACUGGGAUGGACCUACAGAAAAGUAUGUGGAGAAGUGUAAGUUCCCGAAAGAUGGAUCACCAUCAAAGUCUUUGCGAUAUGUCGGAAGCAUGGUUGCUGAUGUUCAUCGGACUCUGCUCUAUGGAGGCAUAUUUUUGUAUCCCGCAGACAAGAAGAGUCCAAAUGGAAAACUACGUGUUCUGUAUGAAGUGUUUCCAAUGUCAUUCUUAAUGGAACAAGCUGGUGGACAGGCCUUCACAGGCAAGGAAAGGGCUCUGGAUUUGGUACCUUCCAAGAUCCAUGAACGAUCUCCGAUAUUUCUUGGCAGCUACGAUGAUGUUGAAGAAAUCAAAGCACUCUAUGCUGACGAAAUCAAAGCAUGAUCACAUCAAACACCCUCUCAAAUUGCUGGAUUUCUUUUGAAAUGCCAGUUAUUUGUUUGUUUUUUUCCUUUCAUGUAAGCUCUGUAAUGUCUGACUGCAUUCUAUUAAAAUCUGCAGAAACAUUCUCCCCUUAACAAGAUCUGUUUCUUUCUUAA
This is a messenger RNA of Dioscorea cayenensis subsp. rotundata (Guinea yam), 1485 nucleotides long. RefSeq names its product fructose-1,6-bisphosphatase, cytosolic. Lineage: Eukaryota; Viridiplantae; Streptophyta; Magnoliopsida; Dioscoreales; Dioscoreaceae. Gene Ontology annotation, molecular function: fructose 1,6-bisphosphate 1-phosphatase activity. The transcript has 12 exons. Gene Ontology annotation, cellular component: cytoplasm; cytosol. Gene Ontology annotation, biological process: sucrose biosynthetic process; fructose 1,6-bisphosphate metabolic process; fructose metabolic process. The record is from RefSeq and is a predicted model, not a curated record. The coding region runs from base 308 to 1330 and encodes 340 amino acids.